UCAAGCUUUGCAUUUGCCCUACAACACGUUCUGGUUCAACAAAGCAAACAAACAGCCGCCACUGGAGAAUUGACGCCGCUGCAUUCCGGUUGCACAGCUCCGACUCCGCCACUGGUUCAACAUGAGACGUCGCUGCAAUUCCGGCUGCACAGCUUCGACUCCGCCACUGGUUCAACACAGACGCUGCAGAUAACCCAAUCUACAAGAAGAAAGAACUUGAGAAGAAACUCUGUGAUUGCAUCCCCUGUCUUGCAGUGAGGACGUGCAUUGACUUUAUUGGUCAUGGAGUGGUAUAAUAAUCGAGCAUGGAUGUAUAAAAUGACCAAUAGUGAUGGAUUUAUUAAUACAGAAUACUGUGAAAACUUGAAAAAGUUGUUAGACUUCGUCUAUUCUAAAGAUUCAGUUGUGGAUCGAAGGGUGACUAAGCGUCGUAAGAUAGUAUAUGAUAUCAGAUGUCCUUGUUUAAGAUGUUAAAAUUCCAUCUACUUAGAUAGAGAAACUGUUCAAAAACACUUGCUUAAAAAGGGUUUCAUGCUUGAUUACUACACAUGGUAUGAACAUGGUGAAACUUCCACUCGUGAGGUAGGACAACCUUCUACAAUGAGGGAAGUUGAUGAUGACGAUGAUGGUGGUAGACGCAUGGUGUUGGAUAGCAUGUGUUCGUUAGCCGAUAAUUCGACAAUAAACUCAAAUCUAGAUUCAAGUACUCUUGAAAGGGAUGUUCAGAAUUUAGAAGCAAUGGGAUUCUAUAACAUGUUACAAGCUGCCGAUGAGCCUUUGUGGGAGGGGGAGAAGGCCACCAAUUACUCAAAGUUGCAAGCUGUUACAAGUUUUCUAAAUUGGAAAUCACUUUAUAAUUUAUCUACCGCAUGUUACGACCACAUCAUUUCUAUGGUUAAAGAAUUGAUGCCUGAAGGGAAUAAGCUACCAGAAAACUUUUACUAUACAAAAAAGAGUUUAGAAAAGCUUUUUCUUCCUAAAGAAAGGAUUGAUGUUUGUAAAAAUCACUGCAUGUUAUUUUAUAAGCAAGACAUGACAUUGACACAAUGUAAAUGGUGCGGAGAAUCUCGUUACAAGAGUGGCCAAAAUAAGGUACCUCAUUUGGUGAUGACAUACAUGCCGAUUGGUCCUAGACUAAAAAUGUUGUAUAUGUCUACAAAGACAACAAAAAAUAUGACUUGGCAUCAUGAUCAUAAAACAAAGGAGGGUAGCAUGGCACAUCCAAGUGAUGGUAAGGCUUGGAAGCAUUUCGACUCGGUGAAUCCUGGUUUUGCGAAUGAGAUCCGGAAUGUUCGUCUCGGGUUAUGCACUGACGGCUUUAACCCAAAUAACUCGAACUCAAACCCUUGCUCACUAUGGCCUGUCUUUCUUACAAUCUAUAACUUACCUCCAUGGAUGAGUUUGAAAGACGCAUAUAUUAAACUAUGUUUGGUUAUUCCUGGACGAAAGAGCCUGGGUCAAAACGUAGAUGUGUUUCUAAGGCCAUUAAUAGAUGAGUUGAAAGAGUUGUAUGAGGAAGGCAUUGAAGUUUAUGAUGCUUAUCACAAAGAAAACUUUAUGAUGAGAGCUAUUCUUUUAUGGACGGUUAGUGACUUCCCUGCCUGUGCUAUGUUAUCUGGCUGGAGCACGCAUGGUCACUUAGCUUGCCCAUACUGUAUGGGAGACACAAAAGCUUUUAGGUUACAGGCUGGAGGCAAAGCAAGUUGGUUUGACUGUCAUCGGAGAUUUUUACCUCGGUCACACCCUUUUCUUAGUGAUAGAAAUGGAUUCCGGGCUAAUAAAUCUAUGUCAUCAUUGGGACCUCCACCUGAGUUAACUGGUUGGCAAAUAUAUGAACAAGUUUGUGACCUUCCAAGUGUCUAUGAAGGUGUAACGUAUAAUCCAAAAAAGAAAAUUUCAGGAUUUGGUAAAACUCAUAACUGGGUAAAGAGAAGCAUUUUUUGGGAGCUAGAAUAUUGGCCCAUGUUGUUAAUCCGACACAAUCUUGAUGUAAUGCACAUUGAGAAAAAUGUUUUUGAGAGUCUAGUCUUCAUUUUAUGGAUCCGGGCGAUGCCCUUUAUAAGCUCUAAAGAUGAAGUAUAGUUUGAUAAUAUGGUUGUACAUGACU
Messenger RNA from Helianthus annuus (common sunflower), 2107 nucleotides. RefSeq lists its product as uncharacterized. The transcript has 3 exons. The coding region runs from base 532 to 2082 and encodes 516 amino acids. The record is from RefSeq and is a predicted model, not a curated record. Lineage: Eukaryota; Viridiplantae; Streptophyta; Magnoliopsida; Asterales; Asteraceae.